UCUGGGCCUUUCGCCAGCAAAUCCGUCCCCACGAUUGCCCUCGCCUCCGCCUCCAGCACGAGCCGGUCGCGCGGGGUCCGAAUUACGAUUAUGCCCCUCUCUCCGUAUCCGGGAUCGAGCCAUCGAAGCUCCCCCGGUCCCCCCUGUCGAGGUCGCAGACAUUCACGUUUCUCUCCCCAUCGCUAAACAAAAAAGCCGAAGGGCCGCUCGUUCGAAAAUAUAUAUUCAGACAAGAACGUCUCCGACGUACAUCUUCCUCUCUGCAUCUCUCUCCUCCAUUCCUCCGAAACUGAUCUUCCCUUACGAGAUGGCAUUGCAACAGAAGAAUAUUGCUGCUGAGGAACCAACCACAAGUGGGCACGACGCGACUCUGGAGGAAGCUGAUUCUGCUAUCGGUGGUUGUCUUUCUGACGUGAAUAACAAUGGUGACAGCAAUGGAAUGGCAGAAGCAGAUAGAAACAUCAAGGAAACUCAGAGUUUCCCUGGCAUAUAUAGGCAAGAUGUGGUGAGGAGCAAAAAAAAUGGAACGAUCGGUAUAGUGACUGAAGUUGCUGGGGACUCUGAUUCAGAUGGCAGCAUUACUGAUGAGGAGGAUGAAGACGAAGACGAUGAAGACGAUGCUGAAGACAGUGCAAAUGAGGAGACUGAUGGUGAUAGAAUCAAAUUAUCUCGGGAAAAUUGUGCCGGAAGCCAAGGUGAUGAGAAACCAGGUCCUCUAUCUGCCGACCAAGUUCGAGUGCUCUGGAUGAAUGACAUUGAGAGUACUCAAAGUCUUAAUGAAGUAACAGUCAUUGAUCGGGGAUUCUUACACGGGGAUUAUGUGGCUUCAGCCUUAGACCCUACAGGUCAAAUUGGUGUCGUGGUGGAUGUUAGUAUAAAUGUGGAUGUAUCAACUUAUAGUGGAUCUACUAUAGAAGAUAUACCAUCGAGAGAACUAAAGCGUGUGACGGAAUUUUCUAUUGGAGAUUAUGUUGUCCUCGGUCCGUGGCUGGGUAGAGUAGAUGGUGUUCUAGAUAAUGUGACUGUGCAGUUUGAUGAUGGUUCUGUCUGUAAAGUAAUGAAGGCUGAGCCACAUCGCCUCAAACCUAUCACCAAGAAUCUACUUGAAGAUGAGCAUUGUACUUAUUUUCCUGGUCAACGUGUCAAGGCUAGCUCUUCUUCGAUUUUCAAGAAUUCGAGAUGGCUAUCUGGGUUGUGGAAAGCUAAUAAGUUGGAGGGUACCGUAACCAAAGUCACGAUAGGCUCGGUGUUUAUAUAUUGGAUAGCGUCCGCUGGACACGGGCCUGAUUCUUCGACUGCUCCAGCGGAAGAACAGAGCCCGAAGAAACUGAAAUUACUGUCUUGCUUUUCCCAUGCAAAUUGGCAGCUAGGUGACUGGUGUCUUCUUCCAUCUUCAACACCAGCUUCGUCUCUAUUAUACAAGGGUUUGUCAAGACUAGAACUUGAUGACUCGCUCAACAGUGAGUUAGAUAGCUCUCAACCGGAAAAGGAGGUUGCAUUGGAUGAGUCAAUUGACAACAGAGAGUUCAUGGAUACUGAUGCAGACACUGUAUUGGACCCAAAGGCUCCAUUGGAAUCAAUUACACGAUACGCAGCCUCAUCUGAGUCUAGCUCAUGUAGCAGUUCAUUGUCGGUUGCCAAGGAAACUCUUCAUGAACCUUGGCCUCUUCAUCGGAAAAAGAUUCGUAAAGUUGUUCUGAAGAGGGACAAGAAGAUUCGAAGGAAAGAGGAAAAUUUUGAAAAAGCUCUUCAAAUUGUCAAUACCAGAACAAAAGUUGAUGUGGCGUGGCAGGACGGUCAGAUUGAACGCUGUCUGGACUCAACAAAAUUGAUUCCAAUUGAGACGCCUGGUGAUCAUGAAUUUGUUGCUGAACAGUAUGUGGUCGAAAAGGCUGCUGAUGACGAGGAUUAUGCUGGUGAAGUUCGGCGUGUUGGGGUAGUGAAAAGUGUAAAUGCCAAAGAGCGAACAGCUCGUGUCAACUGGUUAAAACCAGUUGCCAGGCCAGAAGAUACUCGUGAGUUUGAGAAAGAGGAAGUUGUUAGUGUCUAUGAGCUGGAGGGACAUCCAGAUUAUGACUAUUGUUAUGGUGACGUCGUUGUACGUUUGUCCCCAGUUUCUGCUUCUUUGCAAAUGGAUUCUGGUAUGAAAUCUAUCGAGACAGGAAUGCAACAAAGCGUGCCAGAUGAGGAUACAACAGAUAACGAAGAAGACAGCUUGGGGACUCAAAAGGUCGAGGAAGUCACCGACAAUGAAGCUACCUCUACCUUUACAGAUCUUUCAUGGGUCGGUAAUAUAACCGGGCUUAAAGAUGGUGACAUUGAAGUUACAUGGGCUGACGGGAUGGUUUCAACGGUCGGACCGCAGGCCAUAUAUGUUGUCGGUCGAGAUGAUGACGAUGCGUCGAUUGCUUCUGGCAGCGGGGUUAGCGAUGCUGCAAGUUGGGAAACUGUAGAUGAUGAUGAAAUGGACGCUGUAGCAAAUGACAAAGAGGAGGUUGGACUUGCAAAUGAUGAUGACAAUGAUUCUGGAGAAGAGAGUGUGGAAAACCAUACUGGAAUGAAUUCAGCACUUUCUUUUCCUUUGGCUGCGAUUGGAUUUGUAACCAGAUUGGCAACUGGAAUAUUUUCACGAGGCCGGAAAAAUCUGGACUCUGGUUUGGAUUCUGAAGCUGAAAAUGACAGUCAUUCCCAGAUGUUGAUGCAAAGUUCCGAUGGAUUAUAUUCUAGUGACGAGUGUAGCUCGCAGAAAUCUAACAUCAUGGACUGUACGGCUGAAAGUUUAUGCAAUACGAGGCCUCAGGAAGUAGAUGCUCCAGCCUCCUAUGAAGAAACUACUUGCACUUUUAAACGUUUUGAUACGGCUAGAGAUCCUCUAGAUCACUAUUUCAUUGGCACGAAUGGACAGGUCAAUGGUGGAAGAAAGUGGUUCAAGAAGGUACAGCAAGACUGGAAUAUCCUUCAGAAUAACCUCCCUGAUGGGAUUUAUGUACGAGUCUAUGAAGACCGAAUGGAUCUUGUGAGGGCAGUAAUUGUCGGGGCGUAUGCGACACCCUACCAAGAUGGUCUUUUUUUCUUUGACUUUCACCUUCCCCCAGAGUAUCCCGAUGUUCCACCAUCAGCAUAUUAUCAUUCUGGCGGAUGGCGGAUUAAUCCCAACUUGUAUGAGGAGGGGAAAGUUUGCCUUAGCCUUUUGAACACCUGGACUGGCAGAGGGAAUGAAGUGUGGGAUCCCUUAUCUUCUAGCAUUCUUCAAGUGUUGGUUUCACUCCAAGGAUUGGUGCUCAAUUCUAAACCAUACUUCAAUGAGGCAGGGUAUGAUAAGCAAAUUGGGACAGCUGAAGGAGAGAAAAACUCGUUGGCCUAUAAUGAGAACACUUUCUUGCUGAAUUGUAAGACAAUGCUGAAUCUAAUGCGAAAGCCCCCCAAGGACUUCGAAGACCUUGUCAAGGAGCAUUUUCAGAAGCGUGGCUUUUACAUCCUCAAGGCUUGUGAUGCAUAUAUGAAGGGAUAUUUAAUCGGAUCUCUCACGAAGGAUGCCUCUGUAAGCAGUGAAAACAAUGCAAAUUCAACAUCGGUUGGCUUCAAGCUUAUGUUAGCCAAGAUUGUACCAAAGCUUCUCUUGGCUUUGGAUGAAGCUGGAGCUGAUUGCAAUGAAUUCAGACAUUUGGGAGAACCAUAGCAGAUUCUGAAGUCUAAGCCUCUGCCUCUUUCUAGUCAAAGAGGUUAGCUUUGCGAUUCACUACGAUUUCGUUCACCAACAGAUAUUUGUUGAUGUAAAGACUUCCAUUCCUGUGCAAAUGAAGAACAGUCGAUUUGCGCAGCAACAUUCUUUGCUGAUUGGUGAAUGACAUGUUUUAGAAGCUUGGUUUCCUUUUGAGCAAAAAAUGCGCGUUUCCUUGUGAUUGUUCCAACACUAGUGCCAAAUGUAUAUUUUGGGGUGGCCACAUCAAUUUUUUUUCUGCGGAAGUUGGCCUCCGUGUGUACUGACUUCAUUUUUUUUUAUAGGAAAAGUUUUGGAUCUUGGAACGUAUAAUCUAUCUUAUUCAUUGUCAA
Messenger RNA from Syzygium oleosum, 4053 nucleotides. RefSeq names its product probable ubiquitin-conjugating enzyme E2 23. The transcript has 9 exons. The coding region runs from base 308 to 3679 and encodes 1123 amino acids. The record is from RefSeq and is a predicted model, not a curated record. Lineage: Eukaryota; Viridiplantae; Streptophyta; Magnoliopsida; Myrtales; Myrtaceae.